AUGACGAGGUGGACGCCGCAACAAAAAAGACCAAGAGGGAGGCCUAAGAAACGUUGGAGCGACUGCAUCGAAGAAGACCUUAGAAAGAUGGGAAAGUUUACCAACUGGAAAAGAACAGCCAAGCUUCGUGAUAACUGGAGGAUGAUUGUAGAGGAGGCCAAGACCCACAAAGGGUUCAAUGUGCAUGCCGUCCUGGUUUCCGAGAGCUGGCUCAAACCAAAUCUCUUAUCCACCUCGUACCCUCUUCCUGGCUUCGUUUUUAUUCGGAAUGAUCGGCUUGGGAGAAGAGGGGGUGGCGUGGCAAUAUACCUUCGAUCGGACUUUCCUUAUAAGAUCUUGGCUACUUCUUCUAGUCCUCUGCCUAGUGCUGAAUUUCUCUUUUUGGAGGUUUCAGUCAAAGGAGCCAAAGCCGUCGUUGGUGUGGUUUACUGCCCCCCCUCUGUCGACUACUUCACUGAUUUGGAAUCGGUUUUAGAAUCGUUAGGUUCUGAGUAUGCUCAUUACAUCAUCAUGGGUGAUUUUAAUACAAAUCUCCUUGCUCCCAACUCUCCUCGAACCCGUAAACUUUUGCACGUUCUGGAAUCAUCCAGCUUGCAUAUUUUACCUCUUCAGGCUACUCACCGAUCUAAGAUUGGUGAUGAUUCCUGGCUGGACCUAAUUCUGACGUCUAACCUCUCCCUUAUUUCCUGUCACGGUCAAUAUACUGCGCCUGGUUUUUCUCACCACGACCUCAUUUUCCUCUCCUAUAUCCUCAAACCUCCUAAGCCCAAGCCCAAGAUUUUGCAUAGGCGUUGUUUUGCAAGGAUGGAUGCUGAGCGGUUGGUCAAGGAUGCGCUAGACGUUGAUUGGACACCAUUAAUGACUUCUGAUGAUGUAGAUCAUAAAAUUUUGAUUUUUAAUAACAUGGUGAACAUAUUAUAUAAUCGCCAUGCACCAGUUAAAAAAGUCAGAGUGAAACGGCCGCCAGCACCGUGGAUGACUGAACUCAUACGUAUAGCAAUGCGUAGGCGGGACCGUGCAUUCCGUAAAUUUAAAAAAGACCGUACUGAUGAAAACUGGUCUCAGUUUAAAACUGCGAGGAAUCGGUGUAAUACGAUGAUACGUAAUGCUAAACGCCGCCAUAUAUUGAAUAAUAUAUCAUCCUCGUCUUCUGCUGACAUCUGGAAGUUUCUUGGAACUCUGGGUAUUGGCAAAUCGCGACAUUUGGACCUGCCUAACACAAUUAGUUUUGAUGCUUUAAAUAGUCAUUUCUGCACUUCUUCUUCCUCUCGUUUGGACUAUUUAAUGAAGCAAGAUACUCUCAAUUAUAUACAUCGUCUAACGCGUCCCGAUAUCAAAUCUUUUGGUUUUGUGCCAGUCGACGAGGAAGAGGUCAAAAAGAUUAUCCUGUCCAUCAAAUCUAAGGCGGUGGGGUGUGAUAACAUCAGCCGUCAGAUGAUUGUCCCUAUCCUAGUCCCAAUCCUUCCUGUUAUCACUCAUAUCAUAAACUUUUCUCUCUACUCUGGAGUUUGUCCCUCACUUUGGCGGAAAGCUUACGUGCGUCCUCUUCCUAAAAUUUCCAGUCCCACCCUCCCCAGUCACUUUCGUCCAAUUUCCAUCCUACCUUUCUUAUCCAAAGUGCUUGAGGCUUAUGCUCAUAAGCAAUUUGCUCGUUUCAUCUACGGCAAUAAGCUACUGAGCCCUUUCCAAUCCGGAUUUAGGCCGGGCCACAGCACUUCUUCUGCCCUCCUCAAAGUGACUGGCGAUAUUAGAUUUGCUAUGGAAGACGCUAAUCUCACAGUGCGUUAG
Molecule: messenger RNA, 1788 nt
Organism: Helicoverpa zea (corn earworm)
Lineage: Eukaryota; Metazoa; Arthropoda; Insecta; Lepidoptera; Noctuidae
Exons: 3
Coding region: 1-1788 (595 amino acids)
Molecular function (GO): catalytic activity
Source: RefSeq, a predicted model, not a curated record